AUGGGGAUGCGUGGAAACAUUCUAAAGAGCUACUUCACCCACAACGGUCGCGACAGAAGUACCGAACCCUCGGCAAGUGGAUCUACAGCCGUUAUUCUUCCGCUUGACAUCUUGGAAAUUACGACGGAAUCCCUGUUUGGAAAAUCUACCAAUAGCGUCGAAUCUAGUGUAUUGAAUAAGGGCGAGAAGUUUGCGGAGGACUUCGAUACGGCUCAGAGCUAUGUUAUUCAACGCUUCCGGCUGCUAGACUUCUACUGGUUGAUCAGUGGCCCUGACUUUUGGCGUGCUUGUGCCUCUGUCCAUCAGUUGAUUGAGGAGAUGAUCGACGCUGGCGUUGGAGAUAUUCUGGCGACCUCCGAACCGAACAAGUAA
Messenger RNA from Aspergillus pseudotamarii, 372 nucleotides. RefSeq lists its product as uncharacterized. The record is from RefSeq and is a predicted model, not a curated record. The coding region runs from base 1 to 372 and encodes 123 amino acids. NCBI's taxonomy places the organism in Eukaryota, Fungi, Ascomycota, Eurotiomycetes, Eurotiales, Aspergillaceae. The transcript has 2 exons.